This is a messenger RNA of Letharia lupina, 1872 nucleotides long. RefSeq lists its product as uncharacterized. The transcript has 5 exons. Bases 1 to 1872 code for a protein of 623 amino acids. NCBI's taxonomy places the organism in Eukaryota, Fungi, Ascomycota, Lecanoromycetes, Lecanorales, Parmeliaceae. The record is from RefSeq and is a predicted model, not a curated record.
AUGCCGUACCUACCUGAUGGCACGAUGAAUAGCGGCUCGGGCGGUCACAAGACCGCCCUUACAGGGCAGCAUACUGCAGCACCUAAGCCCCUGCCUCCUCUCGAUAUGAGUGACAGCAUCAAAUACAUCCCUUCACAGAUGGACCCGCUUGCCUGCGCGUCGACGAGAGCUGCUCGUCAAGACCCAAUACGGCUGAUGAUCGAUGAUGCAGGCGUUUUACUCAGGCUGCUUCCUUAUGUGCCGGACCUCAUCUCACCUUUCUUGACCAGAGACAAGGAUGCUGAACUCUAUCCGAGUCUCGCGAAUGCAAAGGUCGGAUUCUUGCAAACACUGCUCGCCCUGAUCCAGGUGCUGUUUCUGGUAAUGGCCCUUCCCGCCUUCGUGUUGCUGCCUGGCGGCGUCUUCCUUGCUGCCACAGUAUUGUGCUGUUUGGCUUGUUACCUCAUCACCUUGCCCAUGCAAGGACCGCCACGCAUUCUCCCGAAUAUGGACGAUGGCACAAAGUCUCUGGCGGAGCAGCACAAGAACGAACGCUGGGUAUUUGUUAAUGGCAUAUGUACCGGACACUCGACCUCUCAGCUUGAGGUUGACCGCCUCUCGAAGACCUUCGGACGAGCCGUUAUCGGCAUUCACAACAAAAGUUAUGGUAUACUUGCCGAUCUUGGAAUGUGUCUGAUCCAACGAGCUGUUUCAUACCACGACUCGGGCGUUCGCUUGACCUACGCUUAUCUCAAAGCCAUCCUCGUCGACCCCACGGUCACGAAGGUUGUCCUCAUUGGCCACUCCCAAGGCGGUAUAAUCGUCUCCCUGGCGAUCGACGACCUACUUGCACAGCUACCCACUAGAACCAUGUCGAAACUCGAGGUCUAUACAUUCGGUUCCGCGGCUUCACAUUUUUCGAAUCCAUCCCUCGCGCUCUUGUCCAAUCCUUCUAUCAAUCAGCGCGGUGAUCAAACAUCACUACAGAUAUCUCAAUCCAAAGCCGACCCCGCCGAUGCCAAUCAGGGCCAACAUGUUAUUCCUCAUAUGGAGCAUUAUGCCAACGAAUACGAUCUGGUCCCUCGCUGGGGUGUACUUCAUUCCGUACAGGAUGUACUUCAUACCCGCUAUGCUGGCUCGGUAUUUGUCCGAAUGGGAGGCUCAGGUCAUAUGCUGAACCAGCACUACCUCGAUCCCAUGUUUCCCCUGUCAAAAUGUCAAAUGCUGGGAGCCAAAGAGAAAAGAGGCAUAAAAUGGAAGUCUGGAGGGGAAAUCGCUGGUGACAAUGAAGCUAAAGUCGAAGAUAAGUUCGAUGAACGUUUUCUCGACCGGAUUGUUACCCCUGACGAGAGGUUGGCUAUGCAAAGAGAUUUCACGGCAAUUGCGGGCCUUGUGAAGCGCGAGACCGGUCUUGAAUUUGGCACUGGGCAGGUCGUCAAGGAUCCGUACGGGCUAGGCAAUCGUAAAGAUGCCAAUGGUGAUGAUUGCUUGACUUUUAAAAGGACGGCUAGUGACAGGGUUGUGGCUGAGGAAGCGAGGGGCAAGACCGUAAAGGACUUGAGUCGCCUUUGGAAGUAUGUUGGAGGGGAGUCGCCCAUUGAUCACGAACAUGAUGAGUACAGAUACCAUGAACAACCACCCCACAGGCACCGCAAGCACCACCACGACCACCAUAAUCAAAGGAAAGCUGACCGGGAAUCGGGGGAUGGGCCGGUGCUCGAACAGCCAAAGUCGCCCGUUUCAUCGGUAUUCGACCGCCCAGAGUCACCGCUCACUCAUCCAAGUCCCGCCACUGACGAGCAAUUCUUCUACGAAAACACGGGCAACACGCCAGGGGUCCCAGGACCUCAAUUCAAUCUCGUUGAGCCGGUGCUGGUGGGAAAGCCCUUUUGA